Messenger RNA from Pseudomyrmex gracilis, 4956 nucleotides. RefSeq names its product transient receptor potential protein (gene trp). The record is from RefSeq and is a predicted model, not a curated record. The coding region runs from base 154 to 3534 and encodes 1126 amino acids. Gene Ontology annotation, molecular function: protein binding; inositol 1,4,5 trisphosphate binding; store-operated calcium channel activity. Gene Ontology annotation, cellular component: membrane; cation channel complex. Gene Ontology annotation, biological process: regulation of cytosolic calcium ion concentration; calcium ion transmembrane transport; manganese ion transport. The transcript is spliced from 19 exons. NCBI's taxonomy places the organism in Eukaryota, Metazoa, Arthropoda, Insecta, Hymenoptera, Formicidae.
AUUAACUUACCUGUCAGCGUCGUAAGGUUUCGUCGAACCACAUCGUCAUACAGUUCACUUGCGACAUUUCUCGCGUAAGCAUGCCGGCGUCGGCGUAAAGAAAAAUACUACGUGAUGACUUAGAGAGAAUAGAGAAAAAACACGGACAAAAAAAUGAAUCCGUCGGAAUCGCAGCAAAAUUUGCUCUCGAACGAAGCGAGGCCGCCCUCGGUGCAGUCGUUACAGCCACCCGUUGACUAUGUUCUUGGCCCGGUCGAAAAGCAUUUCCUGCUCAGCGCGGAACGAGGUGAUUGUGCUACCGUCAGAAGGUUAAUCGAAGAAAACCGAGAUCAUCCGGAGAUAUUAAAUAUUAAUUGCGUCGAUCCGCUAAAUCGAUCGGCAUUGAUAGCCGCUAUCGAAAAUGAAAACUACGAUCUUAUCAAGCUGUUGCUCGAAAUGGGAAUCGAAGUGAAGGACGCGCUUUUACACGCUAUUACAGAAGAGUUUGUAGAAGCGGUAGAGAUCUUACUUGAAUGGGAGGAAAGAAUACACAAGCCAGGACAGCCCUAUAGUUGGGAAGCCGUAGAUUCGUCAUCGAAUUUUACACCCGACAUAACUCCGUUGAUUUUAGCAGCUCAUAAAAAUAACUAUGAGAUAUUGAAACUGCUUUUGGAUCGCGGCGCAACUCUUCCAACACCUCACGAUGCUAGAUGCGGUUGCGAUGAAUGCGUCACUUCGAGCGAGCAGGAUUCUCUUCGCCAUUCGCAAGCGCGAAUAAACGCGUAUCGGGCGCUCACCUCGUCAUCUCUAAUCGCGCUUUCAUCAAGAGACCCACUUUUGACGGCCUUCGAGCUUUCAUGGGAACUGCGUCACCUCAGCAAGAUAGAACAAGAAUUUCGCGCGCAGUACAACGAAAUGCGGGAACAGACUCAGGAAUUUGCAACCGCUCUGUUGGAUCACGCGCGCACAUCUUACGAAUUGGAAGUAAUGUUGAACUAUAAUCCUACCGGCGAGAAUUGGGACCCUGGGGAGAGACAGACCCUGGACCGACUUAAACUGGCUAUUAAAUAUAAACAAAAGCAGUUCGUCGCUCACCCGAACGUGCAACAGUUAUUGGGCGCUAUCUGGUAUGACGGUCUUCCGGGAUUUCGAAGGAAAAACAUAGUGGCACAGUUAGUGGAAGUAGGCAAACUUGGAGCAAUGUUUCCGGUUUACAGCACUAUGUAUAUGAUGGCGCCAACUUCGCAAAUGGGAUUGUUUAUGAAAAAACCUUUUGUCAAAUUUAUAUGUCAUUCCGCGUCGUAUGCAUUUUUUCUAAUGCUUCUUGGUAUGGCGUCACAAAGAAUCGAAUAUCUGUUGAUUGAAUUAUUUGGUAACGCAUGGAUGCGAGAGAUACUUGCCGGCUGGAAGAAACGAGAACGCGGAAGUAUCCCGGGUUUUGUCGAGACAGGCGUAGUCAUCUAUGUGAUAAGUUUGAUCGCCGGCGAAAUCAAAUCUUUAUGGGCGGACGGAUUAUUGGAAUAUGUAUCGGAUUUGUGGAAUAUCGUAGAUUUUAUUCAAAAUACUUUUUAUGUUAUCUGGAUAAGCUUACGUAUCACUGCUUGGUGGAUAGUGCAGAGAGAAUACUGGAGCGGGUUGGAUCCUUGGUAUCCGAGGGAUCAAUGGCAUGCGUUCGAUCCGAUGUUGCUUUCGGAGGGUGCGUUUGCCGCUGGAAUGAUAUUCAGUUUUCUGAAACUCGUCCAUAUAUUCAGCGUAAAUCCUCAUCUCGGACCACUCCAGAUUUCCCUCGGGAGGAUGAUAAUAGACAUUAUCAAGUUUUUUUUUAUUUACACUCUCGUAUUAUUUGCCUUCGGCUGCGGUAUGAAUCAGCUACUGUGGUAUUACGCGGAUUUAGAGAAAAGAAAAUGUUAUCACUUAUCCGACUUGCCAGAUUUUGAUAAUCAAGAAAAAGCCUGUUCCACAUGGAGAAGAUUUGCUAAUUUGUUCGAGACAUCGCAGUCUCUCUUUUGGGCAAGUUUCGGAAUGGUCGAGUUAAUAUCGUUUGAUCUAACGGGCAUCAAAAGCUUUACGCGAUUUUGGGCGCUUCUCAUGUUCGGUUCUUAUUCCGUGAUAAACGUCAUUGUAUUAUUGAAUAUGUUAAUCGCUAUGAUGUCCAAUUCCUAUCAAAUCAUUUCGGAAAGAUCUGAUACAGAAUGGAAAUUUGCUAGAAGUCAUUUAUGGAUGAGUUACUUUGAGGAUGGUGACACUGUGCCACCGCCGUUUAAUAUGAUUCCAACGAGUAAAACAUUUCAAAAGCUAGUCAAGUGCGGAAACGCCGGUCGUACUACAAAAUCUUUUAUUAAAAAGUCUCGGGAGAAGGCUUUGGCUAGACACAAUACCGUAGUGCGAUUGCUUGUACGUCGUUAUGUAACGGCUGAGCAAAGGAAACGAGAUGAUUUUGGUAUUACAGAAGAUGAUGUCAGAGAAAUUCGCCAGGAUGUCUCAAGUUUUCGAUAUGAAUUAAUCGAUAUUCUUAAAAACAACGGGAUGCAUACACCACAAAUAACUAAAGAUGAUGCAACUAUACCAGGCAAGAAAGGCAGAGUAAUGGAACGUCGUCUGCAAAAGGAUUUCCAAAUUGGCUUAGUGGAGGGUAUUGUGCAAGCUGUAAUUCAGAACGAGAAAGAGCCGAAGGAUGUGUUUACUCAAAUCGCAAAGGCCAUUGGACGUAAAGGAAGCGCUACCGUCAAAAAAGACUGGAAUGCUGUGGUGAGACAAAAUACUAUUGCAAAAGAUCCAAUUGGAAGCACAAACGAGGCGGUGCAACGUCAAACCAGACGUAGUCUGCGUCGUCACUUACGACAUCAACCAGAUUCCGAUCUAGAGUCUAUGGACCCGAAACGACUGGUCGACUAUAAUCCAAAUCUGUCGGAAGUUACGCCGGCUACCAGGAUAGCCUACGCUAAAUUUAUGUUGAGAAAAGGCAAGCAAGAGGAGAAAACCGAUGGUGCAGACGAUCCUUCGAAAGCAACUGAAAACAGUGAGGAACCUCGAAAAAGUAGUAAAGUUAUGAUCGCGGAAACUUCUACAUCUUCGAUUCCACGACCCGUUUCUGAGAUGUUAAAGAAAAGCGUAUUGAAGUCAACUAGCAGCAGCGGCAGCAUGGAGAAAUUAAUGACAGAUAAAAAAACACUCGAUAUUAAAACCACUGAAGUCAGAUCGCCUUCACCUAUACCCGAGGAUCUCGGAGAAGAUGGUAAACAGUCACCAGCAAAGCCCGAUAAGAAAACCGAAGAUAAGAAUAAAGACAAAAAGGAAGAUAAGACAAAAGAACCAAGUGAAACGCAAAAGUCAAGAGAACAAAAAGAAAGUGAGACAGUACCGGAUGAAGAUAAGCGUAAGCAGUUGGAAAGCAGCAGUCGGGAAGCACCAAAGAAAGGGGAUAACAGCGACGAAAAAAAAGUCUCUGAAGUAAAUCAGAAGAAAGAAGCACCGAAAACUGCAGUGGCUCAAGCUACUACAAGUGAACGUGGAAAGUCCAAGGCAACAGGUCGAGUAACGGGAGGUUGGAUUUAACUUCAAAAUAUUUAAUGAAGUCACUGAACAGAAUCGAAACAUGACUUUGACAUAACACAAAAAAUUUUGAAUACUGAGAAUUUUUAUUUCAAGACAUCGGUCUAUUCUAAGAUGCUCCAUAGUAGAUUACAAAACAAAUUUAUUAAUAUGUCUGACGUUACAGGAUGUCGAUUGUCAAGAUUUUUUUGCGCAGAUCGACUGUUGCACAUAAUCCCGUUUGCACAUAAAUCAUAUUGCGCAUAUUAAAACAAGACUACUUUUUUAAUGUUCUUUUUGUUUAUUUUGUAAGCGUAUAUGCAGGGAAGGUUGGGCUCCCUUACGCUCCUUUUCGAAUCUCGCUUUGCGUGGAAAGUUAUAAACUUACGUGGAUCUUGCCUCAGAUUUAGCCGUCGUUUGUUGUAGCAAGAUUUUUUAUGAAUUCAUAACUUUUCACGUGCACUAAUGUUCUAUGCUAUAUGUAGCCAACUAUGAGAUGUUCAUUACAAUCAUUGCACAGAUAGUUGCAACUAUCUGUGCAAUGAUUGUAAUGGACAAUCGGAAUAUGUGCAAUAUAGUUUAUGCGGAAACGGGAUCUGGGAAAUACGUCUUCGUCAUCUAUGCAAAGACGACUAUGGACAAUCAGGAUCUGUGCAAAAAGGUUUCGUGCAAACGAGAUCUAGAAAAAUAGGAUUUGUGCAACAGUCGAUCUGCACAAAAGAAAUCUUGGCUAUCGGGAUUGGCUCCUCUCUGACGCAGAGAAGCUAAGAUCAUAUAUUUCUCUUUCUUAGAUCAAUAUAAAGUUAAACAUUAACCGUUUUCCUGGUAGAUUUCUUUGAGUUUGACUCACAUGUAACUUGUUGUUUGGCGUUAUAUUGAAAGAAACAUUAUUUAUAAAAAACGAGAUUUCUAAAGGUACUAUAAUUUAUUCUGUGCUGUUGAUUUUCAGUAAAAGAUCCAAACGAAAAGAUCGAAACUUAAUAGUUCUGUUUAUUUUGAAUAAAUAUAAGUUAUAUACACUGAAAUCUUGUACAUUGUGGUAUAUAAUUUUUGUCGAUAAACACAUGUACUUAGUGUCUUCGUUAAAAAAAAAGACGUCGAUUUUUGUACAAAUUUAGUAAAGUUAAAUUAAAAAGAUACAAAGUAUAAAGUCGCGAAUAACAUUCGCAGACUCUCGUUAAAGAGAUAAAAUUAUACAAGUAGGAAAUCGGAAAGUCCACUGAGAUGCGAUAAGUGGAUGACGCAUUUAGAGAUUUACUGGCAAUUUUCUUUGUAUAGGUAUUUCCAAUGUCACUUACACUAGCGAUAAGCGAAUCAUUUUUAAAUUCGAUGAUUGUUAUCAAUACUAUGCACUUCGUCACGUACAGCGUCUCGUACAGAUAACAACACAACGAGUGUACAUAUAUGUAUGGUGACGUAAUAAAUAAAAUUAUAAUUAUAAAAACA